Molecule: messenger RNA, 1794 nt
Organism: Ipomoea triloba (trilobed morning glory)
Lineage: Eukaryota; Viridiplantae; Streptophyta; Magnoliopsida; Solanales; Convolvulaceae
Product: protein FAR1-RELATED SEQUENCE 5-like
Exons: 5
Coding region: 1-1794 (597 amino acids)
Biological process (GO): regulation of DNA-templated transcription
Molecular function (GO): nucleic acid binding; zinc ion binding
Source: RefSeq, a predicted model, not a curated record
AUGAAAAAAUCUAGUGAUGGGGUGAUAGUUUGGAAAUAUAUUGUUUGUACUAGGGAUGGUUUUAAGAAUGUCGUUUGUAUGGAUAGCUCUUCAGCAGCAGAAUUGGAUGGUGUUGAGUGUUCUGUUAGAAAGAGGCGGAGAGUUUCGAAUAGGGUUGGGUGUAGGGCUCGCAUUGCUUUUAGAUAUGCGAGUAAUGGUACUUAUUGUAUUCACUUGUUUGAGGAGCGUCACAAUCAUUCGCUGUCCUCAUUAUUGUCAAGACAAUUUCUUAAGGGGAAUAGGAAGCUUGGGGUUGGUCACAUGAAGUUCGUAGCUGAUUGUGUAAAAGCAAACAUUGGGCCAGUGCAAAGUUUUCGGUUGUUCAAGGAGAUGGUGGGGAGUUUCUCAAAUGUAGGUGCAACAAGUGUAGAAUUUCGAAAUAUUAAAAGGGACAUAAACUCUUAUUGUUCGAGUGUUGAUGCUCAGAUGGUUGUGACUAAUUUCUUAAAGAAAAAAGAAGUAUGCCCAGCUAUUUUCUUUACAUUUGAUGUUGAUGAGUUUGAUCAAUAUCAGACAAACAUGUAUGAUAUGGUAUUUACACCAUUCACUGGUGUAAACAACCAUAAAAAGUGUAUUACUUUUGGUGCUGGGUUGUUGACAAAAGAGGAUAUUGAGUCAUAUGUGUGGUUGUUUGAGAAAUCCAAGGAAGCAACGGGUUGUGAGCCAACAUUGUUUGUAACUGAUCAAGACCCAGCAAUGAGGGUUGCAUUUCCACGAGAUAAGGUUGGCCCCUCUUUGAGUAGAAAUGAGUCUUUUAGGGCAAAGCUUAAUUCCGUUGUAUGGAAUCAAAUGUUGGAACCAACUGAAUUCGAUUAUCAAUGGAAUCUAGUUAUGGAGGAAUUUGGGUUGGUGGAGCAUAAUUGGUUUGUGAAAUUGUUUGAUAUUCGUCAGUUUUGGAUUCCUGCAUAUUUUAGAGAGGUUUUUCUAAAUGCUUUAAUUAGGACUACCUCACGUUCUGAGAGUGAGAAUAGUACUCCAGAUUUGAAGACACCACUAGCCAUGGAGAAACAUGCUGCAUAUGUGUAUACUGUUGCUAUAUUUUAUGAGGUUCAAUCUGAGAUUUGUGCAGCAUGUUUUACUUGUCGAGUUGUAAAUGUUAGGGAGGAUCAAGGUUUUUUGUACUAUGAAAUUAAAGAUGGAGACAAUCGAGUUUUUAGUGUCGUGCAUAAUGUUGUGGAGGUCAUUGCUUCAUGUGGGUGCAAAAUGUUUCAAAGGUUGGGGCUGCUGUGUAGGCAUAUUUUUGUAGUUUUUAAAGACUUGAAAUUGGAUUCAAUUCCGUUGAGAUAUGUAGUUAAGCGGUGGACUAGGGAUGCAUCUUUGGGUCGGAGUUUUGAUAUUGAUGGUGUUGUUGUUGAUCAAUGGGAAGGUGUUGAUGAAAAGUUGGUGUUAUUGAAAUCUGUUUGUUUGGAUAUUCAAUGCUGUAUUAGUAUAGUUCAGUCUGAUAUGGAUCGCUUGCAAAUGUUUUCUCAGAUCAUUAAGGAGCAUAAAGACAUGUUUUUAUCAGACCCAAGUUGCUGUUCUUCUGUUGUUGGCAAGAGGUCAAUCAUUGAGGAAAUUUGUGGUUCUUCUGUUCCUUCUGAGGUUUAUGUUCUUCUACCAAAGAAAGCAAAGAAUAAGGGGAGUGGUAAGCGCAUUAAAGGAUUCAAGGAGAUUGCUAUUGAAGAAAGUAAGAAGGAGAUGACAUGCAAGACUUGCAAUAAACCUGGUCAUGAUAGCAGGAAUUGUGUACUGAGGAAGAAACAGUGUCCCUCAUAG